UCUGACUUCCCUCCUGCYUCUCCGCGGUGUAAACUCAGCAGGGGGACAGUGAGCAAACGGUGGGAGGAAAGGAGGGGGAUAAAACCCUUCAGUCUGCCGGAGGUGUGGGGACGGRAAAGGCGUCCACACGUGGGGCCAGAACAAACCAGGAGCCUCGAUUCACAAAGAGGAAGAGAAGUAAGAGGGAGAAAAAAAAAAUCCAAACUUUGACUAAACUGCUCGAGUGAAACAUGCCAAAUGUGUUACUUCUUUGAGAGAAGACRAGCGGUUUUGUCCCUAUCAACUACUGUCAGCUAGUUAGAAAACAGGACUGCUCACAGCGGGAGGAGAUCAUGGAAAACCUCUGGAGGAGAUGGAGAACGGAGGCGCUUAAAUUUCUGAGGAACUCUCUGCUGCUUGGUUUAUUCACUGGUGGUAGCGAGGCGCACUGUGAAGGCUGCAUAGAGUACUGCUGUGAAGGCUCGCCACCUUUCUGCUGCUCCUACUACGCCUACGUCGGGGACGUCCUCUCAGGCACCGCCAUCUCCGGCAUAGUGUUCGGCGUGGUGUUUCUGAUGGGGGCGGUGGCGGCCCUGUUCCUGUGCGUGUGCAUGUGCAUGAAGAACGGACGUGGAGCGCGGGUCGGAGUUUUCAGCACCUCCUACAUCAACACUGUUACCCAGGGUUACCCAGGUCCUCCGCCUCCUUACAGCUACGACUAUGAGAUGUACCCACCAUCAUUACGACCCCCACCCUACACCCCAGCCCAGCCUCAACAAGCCAACUACUCUCCGCCACCUCCUUACCCCGGCUUCACCCGCAAGUGAGUUCUUGCCAUGCAGAUCGCACGCUGGCUGGACCAUAAAUGGACACUCAUCGCGGUCGCUCUUCGGGUUCACCAAACGAAAAUUGUCAGAAUACCCCUCCCGCCCCCCAACUCUGCUCCCUCUGCCCCCUAACGCUCAGCUUUACUGCACUGCCGCUGCUUUGAAGCAGAACCACUGGUGGGAAUAGAACCAUUUGAGAGAAAAUGUGGGUCAGGAUUGGAAACGCACACAUGCCUCAUCACGUCUGUAAGACUUAACUUGUUGGCAGCUUAACUGUUCUGACCUGUACUCUCUGCCCCCGUUUGUGCACAUCAAAGGUACUGGCUACACUUUGAUGAAAGUGAAGACCAUGUUUUUUUCUUUUUUCCACAUCAUCACGAGUGGAAAGGAAUUGUCAGCGAUAAACUGCGGACAACUUCUUGUUUUUUGUUUUUUUUCAUUCUUAGAGCUAUUUUGCUCCACUUUUAUUUGAAACGAUGAUUAUUUUUUUAUUAUUAUAUCAGAUCUGGACCUGCUUUGUAUUAAACUGAAAGACUUGACUUAAUCCAUUAUGAUAAAAAUGCUGACUUUAAACCAUAGGCAGCUCAAAACUGGAUUGUUAUAAUAUACUGACUUUUUUUUUUUUUUUUUUUGCCGCAUUUUAAAUAAUGCGGGGUAUUAAUAUGUUGGGGGAAUUUUUUUAAAACUCAAAGUGACUUCACUGUGACUUGAACUGUGAAUUGAUGGGACUUCAUCAUUAUAAAUAUCAGGUCAAUAACUGUUUCUCUACUGUSUCAGUGCCUGUGUUGUAAAUUAAAUAUAUGUUUUUGAAUACA
Molecule: messenger RNA, 1621 nt
Organism: Poecilia reticulata (guppy)
Lineage: Eukaryota; Metazoa; Chordata; Actinopteri; Cyprinodontiformes; Poeciliidae
Gene: cyyr1
Product: cysteine/tyrosine-rich 1
Source: RefSeq, a predicted model, not a curated record